Messenger RNA from Delphinapterus leucas (beluga whale), 2389 nucleotides. Lineage: Eukaryota; Metazoa; Chordata; Mammalia; Artiodactyla; Monodontidae. The record is from RefSeq and is a predicted model, not a curated record.
AGAAAGUCUAUGGCAGUGUGGAAUUCAACCUGAGAGCAAGGUUCUCCCCUGUUCCCGAGACAACUGUACAGCUUACUGCGAGGAAGAGAUGCUGUUUUGAAGCUCCCUUACCCCGGGUCUUUGAUGUAUUUGGAGCAGUUGUCUCUUUAGCAGCAGCCUCUGCGCAGAUACUUCAAACAAAAUUAUGGAGCCUCAAAGUCAGAAUUUGAAGACAGCACCAUCUUUGACUUUAGGAAGAUUUCAUAUUUCUGAAGAUUAUGGCUUUCUUCUUCCAAAUCCUCUGAAAGAGCUCCCUGAUCACUAUAGACCUUGGAUGGAAAUUGCCAACCGACUGCCUCACUUGAUUGGGAGUCACCAGCUUCGAGCUCAAGUGAACGAGAUGCCCCUCUUGAACUGCCAGUUCCUCACGGGUUACCGGGAACAGCGGCUGGCACACCUGGUCCUAUCCUUUAUUACCAUGGGAUAUGUCUGGCAGGAUGGAGAGGCACAGCCCAAAGAGGUUCUGCCGAGAACCCUUGCCCUUCCCUUGGUCGAGGUCUCCAGGAACUUGGGGCUCCCUCCUAUCCUGCUUCACUCGGACGUGGUUCUGGCCAACUGGGCUACUAGGAACCCAGGAAGGAAAAAUCCAGGCUUUGUCAGCUAUUUUGUGAUUAGAGAUGUUCAUAUUUAUUACCCGAUUUAUGGUGCCAAAGAAGGGGUGAACUUGAACACAAGUUCAAAAAUCACAGUUCCCAGGAGCUUCCUCUCAACCCACUCUGAAAACAUUGGGGCAGACCCCUGGAAAUCAGGGGGAGAAAGCCUGCGUGGUUUUAUACUGGUGACUGUUUUGGUGGAGAAAGCAGCUGUACCCGGGAUUAAGGCCCUUGUUCAGGCGGUGAAUGCCGUCUUGCUGCCCAGCCCAGACUCCCUGCUCCAAGCCCUGCAGCAGCUGAGGCUCUCCAUUCAGGACAUCACCAGAUCCUUGGGACAAAUGCAUGUGGUGUUCUGGAACCUUUCGCUGGACUCCUGGACUUCCACAAAGGCUGUCUUAUCCACGGAUUAUGUAGAUCCAGACAUAUUUUACGCAGUCAUCCGGAUCUUCUUCUCUGGCUGGAAGGAUAACCCAGCAAUGCCUGCGGGGUUGUUAUAUGAAGGCGUCUCCAAAGAGCCCCUGCAUUACUCCGGUGCGAGCGCUGCUCAGAGCACAGUGCUGCAUGCCUUUGAUGAAUUCUUGGGUGUUCGUCACAGCAAGGAAAGCGCUGAUUUUCUGCACAGAAUGAGGGAUUACAUGCCUCCUUCCCAUAGGGCCUUCAUAGAAGAAAUUCACUCCGCUCCUUCCCUGAGGGACCACAUCCUGUCCUCUGGAAACAGCCAGCUUCUGACAGCCUAUAACCAGUGCGUGGAGGCCCUGGCAGCCCUGCGCAGCUACCACCUCGCCAUGGUGACCAAGUACCUCAUCACGGCCGCACCCAAAGCAAAAGGCAGGAAGACGAGCCAUCUCCCGGGGCCACCUCAGGCCUUAGAAGAGAGGGGCACAGGCGGAACAGCAGUCGUGAGAUUCCUGAAGAGUGUCAGGGAUAAGACCAUAGAGGCGAUUCUCCACCAAAGUGGCUAAGAGACUGCCCUUCUCCCCAGCAAUGCAAACAGGUCUUUCCUUAUCCUCCUUUCAUUGGACAGCAGGUGGGCCUGGAGAAUGAGGACGAGGGUUCUGUCUGGAAUAAUCUGAAAGGGACCUCAGACCUGUUCAUGUUCUCGCUGCACAGAGCACCACCUUCUCCUAUGUUGAGAGAAUUUUCAUGGCCAGGAACUUGUCUUUCCCUCCCUGAUCACUGGGUAAUAGCAAACAGGUCUGGAGAGCCCCUCAUUCAGAACCCCACGGAGGAGUGAGUGUACCCCUAUUCUAGAAAACCAACAUAAUUUCACAAAUCAAAGAAAAUUGCUUGUGGACAGAUCACCUUGCUGAUUUCUCAAAAAAAAAUUUUUUUUUAAAUUCCUGCAUUCGUUGGUUCACUUACUGACUUAUUCAGCCCAUACUGAGUCCUGGCUUAGGGGUUACAGCAGGGAUUUUACAGUCCUCUCUCCCCACGUGUGCAGAAUUUGGGGGCAGAAGUUUGGAGAUGCUCCAGUGGAGAUGUGAAGGGAAGGGGCAGCUGAUGGUAAGACUCUGAAAUCACCAGUGUGGAAACGAGAAGUUAAUGAUAUGGGAACGGGUGAGGCUUAGCCACAAAGUUCAGAAAUUUGUACUUUCUAUUUUGGUUUCUUUCUUUCUUUUUAGAAGAAUGAUUCUUUCUCCUUACGCUGAAAGUUUGUAUUUGUAAAAUGAAUGAACCCUUUGGAAGUAAAUGAGUGAAAUGGGAAUACAUGGGAAAUCCACAUGUGUCGUGUGCAAAUAAAUGUCACUUCUUAUUGA